GGGGCGGGGGGCCCCGGAGCCGGCGCGGCCUCGGCCCCGUCGGGGAGGCCGGGGGACCGCCAGGGCGGGGAGAUGCCCGGCGGCGGCAGCGGCCCCGGCCGGGGCCCGUGACCAUGGGCAUCGCCGAGUCCACGCCGGACGAGCUGCCGUCGGAAGCGGAGGAGCAACUGCGCAACGGCGAGCAGCAGUUGGAGCUAAGCGGGAGGCGGCUGCGGCGGCUGCCCAGCGCUGUGUGCGCUCUGAGCCGCCUGCAGAAGCUGUACGUGAGCGGCACAGGGCUGCGGGAACUGCCCGAGGAGAUCGAGGAGCUGCGCGAGCUGCGCAUCCUGGCGCUAGACUUCAACAAACUGGAGCGCCUGCCCGACGGCCUCUGUCGCCUGCCGCGCCUCACGCGCCUCUACCUGGGCAGCAACCGGUUGCUGGCGCUGCCCGCCGACUUCGCGCAGCUGCAGAGCCUGCGCUGCCUCUGGAUCGAGGGCAACUUCCUGCGGCGCUUCCCGCGGCCGCUGCUGCGCCUGGUGGCGCUGCAGUCGUUGCAGAUGGGCGACAACCGGCUGCGCGCGCUGCCCGCCGAGCUGCCGCGCAUGACGGGUCUGCGCGGCCUCUGGCUCUACGGCAACCGCUUCGAGGAAUUCCCGCCCGCUCUGCUGCGCAUGGGCCGCCUGCACAUCCUCGACCUAGACCGCAACCGCCUGGGCGGCUUUCCCGACCUGCACCCGCUGCGCGCCCUGCGUGUCUUCUCCUACGACCACAAUCCGGUCACUGGGCCCCCACGAGUCGCCGACACGGUCUUCCUUGUGGGCGAGGGCGCCGUCGAGCGUAUGGCCGAGCGCGACGAGCCCACGCCCCAGCCGCCGCCCCGGCGCCCAGCGCGGGCCUUUGAGGAUGAGGAGGAAGAAGACUUGCUCAUAGGGAGCGGUGGCUGCCGGACUCUGGGGCCCCCGGGGAGCAGCCUCGGAGCCCUGGAAGCAGCUCCAGGACUGGGCACCUGAGCCUGUGCUCUGAGUGAUGGGCUUCGGCCACUCUGGGAGGAGGGGCUCUGGGAAGGUUUGUGGGAGCAGCGAGCCUUAACUUGUGGCAAAGGCAAGGUCACUUUGAGCCAGCUGCCCCGGGGACAGGCAGGCCUGGGGGCCAUCUUCAGACAUUCCAGGGUUGUAAGAAGACUGCCCCCUGGCUGGUCCCUGGGCAGUCGUCAGGCCGAGAAGUCCCAGCUCUUUCCAUUUCCUAUAGCUCUGUCCGGUCCCUGAUAGUCACUGACAACACAACAAAGGUACCAGCUUCCUCCUGGAACCAGGGUCCACGGAAUCAUCACCAUGGCUGUGGAUGCCCAGGGCGCCCACCAACCUCCCUCUCCUGGAGUUUGGAUCUCCUAGGUCCACCCUUUCUGGGGCAGAAGCUGCUACCUCUGGGGUGGACCACAUGCCUGCGUGAGGCAGAACUGCCCCUGGAGGAAGGCCUGGCCCUGGGGCAGGGCCUUGGAGUUGGCGCCUGUGCCCAGGACAGGUGUGGGAAACAGACUGAGGCCCUAACACUGUAGCUGCCCUUGCCUCUCCAUAGGGGCUCAUCGUGCAUACCUCCCUACCCAGGCCCCCUAAAUUUUGGGUGGGGGAGGGGGAACUCAGAAGGCAAAGUCUCUUCCCCUGCCUUUCACUGUUUUCUUCUCCCUGCUUGUGCCUGGGAUCUUGCUGGGAAAGAGAACUCUCCCUCCCUUCCCCACAGCCUGAGCCUUCCAGCUGUCAAGUUUGAAAAGAAGCCACUGUGCCUCUAGGGCCUCCUGCACCCGAGAGAGAGGCUCUCUGCUCUGGGAGGCUGCUCCAGCGCCUCUCCCACUGCCUGCACUCUCCAUUCCCUUAAAUGGGCACCAUCAGGGUGGCUGGCACGGCGUGGGGCAUGAGACGAGCUCCGUGUGCCUCCACUCCGUCACCAGGAACAGCCUCCAGGGGUGAGGAGUGGGGCCUCACUUUGUAAUUCCCAGGGCCAGAUCUUUCCCAUCCAAGCAAUAAUGGGAGGAGGGCCCAGGGCCAGGGACACUCAGGGACACUGUCAGGGGCAGGGGCCCCUCAUGGUAGUGUUUUCUUUAGGAAGAAAAAAAAAAACUGGCUGUAAACAUAAAUUAUAUUUCUCAGAGACAGAAUGUGUGUUUCCCACAUGCCUGUUUAUUUAU
Messenger RNA from Camelus dromedarius (Arabian camel), 2164 nucleotides. RefSeq names its product leucine rich repeat containing 10B (gene LRRC10B). The record is from RefSeq and is a predicted model, not a curated record. Gene Ontology annotation, molecular function: protein binding. The coding region runs from base 114 to 992 and encodes 292 amino acids. NCBI's taxonomy places the organism in Eukaryota, Metazoa, Chordata, Mammalia, Artiodactyla, Camelidae. The transcript has a single exon.